This is a messenger RNA of Phytophthora nicotianae INRA-310, 1887 nucleotides long. RefSeq lists its product as hypothetical. The coding region runs from base 1 to 1887 and encodes 628 amino acids. The transcript has 2 exons. Gene Ontology annotation, biological process: sucrose catabolic process. NCBI's taxonomy places the organism in Eukaryota, Oomycota, Peronosporomycetes, Peronosporales, Peronosporaceae. The record is from RefSeq and is a predicted model, not a curated record. Gene Ontology annotation, molecular function: sucrose alpha-glucosidase activity.
AUGAAGAUGAUUCCGGGCGUGGUGAUCUUCGCCGCAUUCGUGAGCGCGCUUGUCGUCAGCCCGCAGAUUACUCGUGCCGAUAUCGUUCCAGCCAAGCCCGGCACCGAACUUUUUAAGCAGUUCCGCCCGGUUUACCAUUUCUUGGGACGUGACAACUGGAUCAACGACCCUUGCGGACCGUACUACGACGAGGAGACUGAUCUCUACCACCUCUUUUACCAGUACAACCCCAACUCGACGGUAUGGGGCAACGCAACAUGGGGACACGCCGUGUCGAAAGAUCAAGUGACAUGGGAGGACUACCCCAAUGCUCUCCGUCCGUUCGAGGAUAAGUGGGACUACCUAGGCGUGUUCUCGGGAAGUGCUAUGGGCAACGCCAUCGGUGGCAAGCGCACAGUGUUCUACACGGGUGUCACGGCACUCCCCAUCCAUUGGACCAAAAAGUAUCUUUUUGGUGAGCACGUUGUGUACGCCACUACGGAAGACAAUGGCAAGACCUGGCAGAAGGGUAGUGAGCCUCUGAUCGAGCUACCACCUGAGGGCCUAAACGUCACUGGCUGGCGCGAUCCCAACGUUUUUCACUCGAAGGCAUUGGACACUCACUUCGGCUACGUCGCCUCCAACGGCAGCAACUAUCUAUUGGUGGCUGGAGGUAUCCACGACGUCGGCCCCCGCAUUUUCCUGUACCACGCGGAAGACUACGUCAACUGGGAGUACAAGGGCUACCUUUUAUCACAGGAGAAGAACACGACGUUCUCUCCCUACAGCGCGAACUGGGGCUUCAAUUUCGAGACCACGGUGUACCGUGAAAUUGAGGACGAGGAUGGUGAAGUGCACAACUUGAUGCUAUUCGCCGCGGAGGGUGAUCCGAACCGGUACCCGAUGUGGGCCACGGGCUCGUUCUCCGGUGGUGGCUGCGGCGUGGAGGUCGAUCCUGAGGCGGGACUAUUCACGCCUCUGAUGGUGGGUGUGUCGGACCGUAGCGACUGGUACGCCAACAUCAUUUACUCGGACAGGGAGAACAGGAACGUUCUUCUUGGCUGGAUCACCGAGGGCAACAACUUCACCACGGGACAACCACAGGGCUGGGACGGUAUCCUGUCGGUGCCCCGCGAGGUAGGUAUCACCAUUGUGCGUGAUAUCUAUGACGUCGACGUGCACCUGGUCGGUAAGGGUGACUGGAUCGUGUCCAACUCGAAGGACGUGUCGUGUGGUGACGGCACGACCAAGCAGAGCAAGACCAUUAAGACGCUCGGCGUUAAGCCGCUGAGUGACCUGCAGCUGCUCCGUAACGAGAACGCGAUCGAGCAGGUAGCGAGCGUGUCGGUGAACGGUUCGUCGCAGGUGCUGAACUCGACGGGUGCUUCGUUCGAGCUGAUCGCUGAGGUGUCGGACUUCGAGCGCGGCAGCAAGGUGGGCUUCGAGGUUCGCCGCAGCUCGGCUGGCGAUGAGGUUCGCCGCAGCUCGGCUGGCGAUGAGGUGACGACCAUCGUGUACGAUGACGCGGAGAAGAAGGUGAUUAUUGACCGUUUGAAGAGCUCCAACACCGAGUGUGCCGUGUUCAAGGACAACGGCGUCAAACCGAUUUCGGACUCUGUGUGGGGAUACUUCUACCUGUAUGACCUGUUCACGGGUGCUUCUCAGAACGAUGUGUGCGAGGCCACCCGCGAGAAACUGAGCUUCCACGUGUUUGUGGAUGUGUCUAGUGUGGAAGUGUUUGUGAACGGCCGCUUCUCGCUGUCGGCCCGCAUGUACCCGUGCGCCACCCGGACGAAUUCGGACGGCAUUGCUCUGACGGCUUCCGGUAACGCUACGUUCGAGAAUGUGCAGGUGUGGACGGAACCUAAGCACGCUUGGGCUGAGACGCGCACGGUUCCCACCUUUUAA